Lactuca saligna is the source of this 555-nucleotide messenger RNA. Lineage: Eukaryota; Viridiplantae; Streptophyta; Magnoliopsida; Asterales; Asteraceae. The record is from the annotation of a GenBank genome assembly.
AUGGGCUUGACUGAUGCUAUAGCAGAUACAGGGGUGGUACAGAAUGUUGGGAAUGGUAUUGCAUAUGGUUAUGAGAUGAUAGGAAAUAAUGAAGAGCCUGCUAGUGAUUUUUUCUAUAAUAGGCCUGAGCAGGAACAUGAGCCUGAGAAUGGGCAUGAGUCUAUGCAUGAGCCUGAGUCACCAAUUGUUCAGACGCCCCCAUUAUUCGGGUUUGGGAGACAAAGUAUUCAUCGGGCGAUCUUAAAGAUAUUUUGGCAGUCUAUAAAUGAACCUUGGAUUAGUUAUAGAAAAUUUCCAAAGGAAGUUGUCACUCAAAUGUUUAAGCUUUUCAAGACUCAAUACCAGUGGAAUCCAAAUGAAGAAGGGAGAAUUCGUGAAGUUUUUGAGAAUAUGCUGAAAUAUCGCUAUAUGGGUAGAAUGAAGGAUGUCAGGGAAGCAUCGAUAAAUUCUGCAAGAAAAGUUGGAGACGUUAUCGCAGAGAUUAAUGAUAAUUUUGAGAUUCUUGCAAGUUACAAUCCUGUUAAAAUACAUAGAGAUGUUUGGCGACGUUUGUGA